UCUCCUCGGUCGGACCGACUCGCCGCCCGCUCCUCCGGUCCCUCCUCGUGCUGUCCUCGCCGUGCACGCGCGUGGUACCCACGGUCGUGAGGAGGAGGAGGAUGUUGCGCGUGAAGGGGAAAUGGCUGCCGAAAACAAGCCGGAAGGACUGAAGAAAGUUCGUAAUCCGGAUCGAAUGUACAGAUCAGCAGUGUGUUAUGCUGGCCAUGGUCCACCUAAGAGUAUCAGUGAUGACACAGAGAUGAACAAUGAACAUGGACAUUUGAAAAUAUACCUGCCCAAGAAGCUGCUUGAAUGUCUACCAAAAUGCACCUCGCUGCCAAAGGAGAGACACCGGUGGAACACUAAUGAG
This is a messenger RNA of Paralichthys olivaceus (Japanese flounder), 352 nucleotides long. NCBI's taxonomy places the organism in Eukaryota, Metazoa, Chordata, Actinopteri, Pleuronectiformes, Paralichthyidae. The record is from RefSeq and is a predicted model, not a curated record.